This is a messenger RNA of Prorocentrum cordatum, 1857 nucleotides long. Lineage: Eukaryota; Dinophyceae; Prorocentrales; Prorocentraceae. The record is from the annotation of a GenBank genome assembly.
GAAGGAGCAAAUAUCCAUCUCUUCAUGGACGGCUCCAAAAACCCGAAGAAACCGGGCGACGACGCCUGGUCCGUUGUGAUCGUAGGUGACGGCAACCACGGCUUCAGCUUCCAGGGAGCCACCAUAGGGAAGCACAAGAGCGGCACCGACAUCGCCCUCAAGGACAACGCCGAGCACGAGACCACCUCCACGACCGUCGCGAACACAGCCCUUAUAUUGGCCUUCGCCUGGGUGAUACACUACAACCCCCACCACAUCACCACGAUAUCCACGGACUCGCUCGGCGCCCUGCAGCUCGCGAAGAGGCUCGCCAUCGCCGACCACGACCCCAAGCUCGUCAGGACACUCUGCAUCCUCUACGACAUGGUCAGCAACAAGAUCGACUUGCAGCACGGCUAUGCCCGCGACUACAACCCGUGGAACGAGUUCCUGAUCGACGCGGGUCCCACUUCCAGGGGGGCGCACCCCGUAUUCGGACACGGCAGCCUCACAGCUAACAGGGUCGAGGCGACCGCCGAUGCCCGACACAUUCACACCCCCACCGAGUCCAGCGACAAGAAGAUUCAAAUUGAAAUAAACAUCGCGACCUUCAACAUCCAGUCGGGGAGAGAGCCAAGGGAAGGAUCGAAGCGUCGAACAGAGAAGAGCAAUAAGUUGAAGUCCACGAUGGCCUGCCUGUGCGACGAGGACCUCCAUAUCACCGGCAUCCAGGAGGCAGGGGCGCCUUGGGGCGUCCGCGACGCAGGACAAGACGACGGCGCCAGAUGCGCCAGCGCCAACUGCUACCACAUCAUCUCCAGCGGUCACAAAGGGUUCAACUACGGCUGCGAACUGCACGUUCUACUCAGCAGGCCCUACGGCAAGAGCGGUACAAGGGAGCUCUACCUCAAACCUGACCAGUUCACAGUCAUCGCCAAGGAAAGCAGGCUCCUUAUCGUCCGCGUUGCCGCCCCUGGCUUCAACCACGUGCUUGCCGUCGCCCGCGCCCCGCACUCGAAGGCCCUCGCGACCGAGAAGGAUCGCUGCUGGAAGAAACUCGCGGAGACCACCGAAAGGCACCAAGCGAGCAUCACCUUCUUCGACGCAAAUGCCAGGACAGGCAGCAUCACCAGCACGGCCACCUGCGACAAGGGCUUCAAGCAAAACGAGGACCCACACGGACACCGCCUACAUGAACUUCUCCUGACCAACCACCUGGCCGCCGCCAACACCUUCGUCAGCCAUGGGCCAGAGCACUACACAUGGAACUCGGGCAAGGACCCUCAUCGCAACGACUACGCCAUCAUCCCCAAGGGCUACAUCGACUCUAUCGAAGAGUGCGCCGUGCUCUACGGCAUAGACAGCGGCCAGGGCCCAGAGACCAAGGACGACCACUACCCAGUCAAGCUGCAGCUUGCCUACCAGAUCGUCUCGUCCGUCACCAAAGGAGCCCCGAAGUUAGACAAGAGCAAGCUAGCCGACGAAGGAUGCCGCAAAAAGUUUAGCCAAAAACCCGACGAGGUCAAACACCCGCCCUGGGACACCAACCUCAACGAGCACCUCGCCAUAGUCACCGAGCAGAUCACGGAGGCUGCGCACGAGUGCUUCCGCUCCCACAGCCGCACUCCACACAAGCCCUACAUCACCAAGCUACGCUACACGGCCAAGCUCAUGGCGAAGGAAGCUCUCCUGCCCGACCCCGCCGACGUGAGUGCCCUGGCCGAUCUCAGCGACUACGCGAAACUUGUGGUGGCCUCCAUCAUUUUCAGCACUCCCAGCCUAGCGACCCCUGUCGUGGAACCCAACGAAGUCAACACCGUGCACAGCGCCCAGCACUACUUUGACGCCCUCGUUCAAUUCCUCUACCCGAGCCCCUAG